Messenger RNA from Coregonus clupeaformis (lake whitefish), 852 nucleotides. RefSeq lists its product as uncharacterized. The record is from RefSeq and is a predicted model, not a curated record. The coding region runs from base 1 to 603 and encodes 200 amino acids. NCBI's taxonomy places the organism in Eukaryota, Metazoa, Chordata, Actinopteri, Salmoniformes, Salmonidae. The transcript is spliced from 5 exons.
AUGGAGAGGAGGAAAUUCCAGAAGAUGGCUGAGGAGCUCAGGGAGUCAAGGGAUAAAGGACAGUCCCCCCCAGAUGUGGCGAGGGCCAGACGGGCCCCAGUGGACCUCCAGUCCCCCAAAGAAGUGGCAAGGGCCAGCCGGGCCCCAGUGGACCUCCAGACCCCCCAAGAAGUGGCGAGGGCCAGCCGGGCCCCAGUGGACCUCCAGCCCCCCCAAGAAGUGGCGAGGGCCAGCCGGGCCCCAAUGGACCUCCAGUCCCAUCCAGAUAUGGCGAGGGCCAGCCGGGCCCCAAUGGACCUCCAGUCCCAUCCAGAUAUGGCAAGGGCCAGCCGGGCCACAGUGGACCUCCAGCCCCCCCAAGAAGUGGCGAGGGCCAGCCGGGCCCCAGUGGACCUCCAGUGCCCCUCAGACGUGGUUAGGAACAGUCUGGCCUCAGCGGACCUCCAGGGCCACCCAGACCCCUUGUUGCAUCCUCACCUGGUCAGCCGACCUUUGUGGUUUCUUCUGGGUAUCCUGCCUUGGAGACUUUUCUGGGUCUGCCUGUCUUGCCUGGACCCCCUGGCCCCCCAGGUCCUGAAGUUGCUGGGUCAGUGGGACCCAUAACUGACACUUGCCCCCGCCAUUCUGGUGUCAGAUAUAACCCCAGACACCCUGGUGACAUUGGACAUCGCCCAACUUUAUGAACAUUUCAAAUAGAACAAAUCUUCCUAUUAGUAUUUUGGUCGUUCAUAUAGGGCAGACAGACAAGUUCUCUACUUUCUCCCCCUUGUCACUUGCCUCCUUUAUUGCAUUAAUGCUGCAAUCACUUGGUUGAAUGUACAGUAUGUAUACAUCCUAUUUAUAAUAUUGUUA